UCUCUGACACAGAGUAUAAAUACUUUCCUAACUAGUAAUCUAAGGACUUUGAAUCAAAAUAGAAGUAUAAUUCCUUGUUUUUAUUGGCCGUCAUUUUAAAAAGCUUUAAAUAUUGAGGUGCGAUAACCGUAAAAUCGAUUACGACACAGUGACCUUUUCUGUCAGGUCACUGAAAUCAACAUCAAUAUAAAUCAGGCACACUUGACAUCAUCACUACAUUAUACUACGUCAAUACAUCCAUCUACAGUCGUAUCAUACACACUACAUCACUACUCGUCCCCAUUCGUCAUUGCUCAUCUACACGUUGAAGUAGGUACCUACUAAAGCCACUAAGAGAUGGAGAAACAGCAGUACAAUAAGACACUGAAACUAGAAAAAACAGUUUUGAAGCUAAAGGAGGCAAGUGAAAAAAAUGAAAGAAAACUAUGUUUGCUGAAAGAUCAGUGUUUGGCCACAAUGGAAUAUCAGUGUCAUCUACUAACAUGUUUGAAUGAUCUGAGAUGUCAACAGAUUGCUGAAUUGCAAGAAAGGCUUAAUUUUUUCACCAUGAAUCUUGGCCAAAUCACACAGCAGCUGAUAUUUGUCAAUAAUAGACUGGAACAUGAUGGUGACUUUGAUAACCGGGCUUUGCCUCACCAACGCCAACACAAACACGGCAUUUUGGAUAGACUGGCGCUCGAACUACGUUGUGGAAUUUGUUCGGAGAUCAUGGUUUUCGCAACCACUUUAAAUUGCAUGCACACAUUCUGCCAAUACUGUGUUGCCCAGUGGAAAAACGAGUCGCCUGCUGCUGGCUGUCCGGUUUGUCGGGAGCCAACUACUUUCGAAAGGAGGAACUUCUUGGUCGAUAACAUGAUUGCCAUUAUGGUCAGUUUGUAUUCUGAAGAUGAAAAAAUUUCCAGAAAGGAAUUGGUAAAGCAGCAAGAAGAAUUGCACCGAAAUCUUUUGGCUGCUGGAUUACGAACACCCGAGUCCAAUAAUCCUUUUUAUCGGAUUACCGACCGUGGGCUAGUUUUGGGAGAGAUGCAGAUUGGGGAGUUAGCUACAAAUAAUGAAGCUUCCGAAUCAUUUCAGCCGUCUCCAAUGAUUACUCGUAACUUUAUUCAGAAUACAACACAAACCAGGCGACGUCACGAUAACAGACGCAGAAACCAUUACGCCAGAUUACUAGUGAACAUUGGGAGGAGGAGAAUAUCCAGGAAUAGCCAGCACCCCAUUCCGCCUUGCAGUUCUGAUAACGUUCAAACUCCUAACGUCAGUAUCGUCUCGUCCACAAGUGAGUUAUCCUCAAGGAUCGGCGAGACUGCUUUGGCCUUAACGCUUCUUUAUAUCGGAGUGAUUCUGUUUUUGUAUUAUACCUUACAUAACUUACUUUUUUUGUAGAGAGCGUAUGUAUCUAUUUAAAGUUAAAAUUGUUUUUAUAUAAGGUUCCGUAUUUUAAUGAGUUAACCAUCAAUACACAGCAAAACAAGUAAAA
Messenger RNA from Daphnia magna, 1477 nucleotides. RefSeq names its product E3 ubiquitin-protein ligase rnf8-A-like. Gene Ontology annotation, cellular component: ubiquitin ligase complex; site of double-strand break; cytosol. The coding region runs from base 337 to 1383 and encodes 348 amino acids. Gene Ontology annotation, molecular function: metal ion binding; histone binding; ubiquitin protein ligase activity. Lineage: Eukaryota; Metazoa; Arthropoda; Branchiopoda; Diplostraca; Daphniidae. Gene Ontology annotation, biological process: ubiquitin-dependent protein catabolic process; protein K48-linked ubiquitination; double-strand break repair. The record is from RefSeq and is a predicted model, not a curated record. The transcript has 6 exons.